AUGACUGUUUUUAUUGCCUCGCUCCUUCUCCCCAAGACCAUUCAUUUCAACCUUCCCGGUGCCCGGCCAAGAGGUGCCUCGACGGCUCAAAAGAAGGCGAGCAAGCCGAAGCACCCUUCUCCCGAUACUCCUCCUAGCCUGUUCCAGCCGGCGCCCAACCAUAUUACUCCUCCGCACACACCGACGGAGGACCGCAAGCACCAUGUCCCUUGGACCAACGAGGAUGGAUUGAAGGUGCAGAUUCCUCAAAUGCCGUUCUCUCCUGAUGGUGGCAACCGUGCUCCAAUCGAUCGAAGCUCUCCAACAUGGGGUGGCCGGGCGGACCAGCCCAUGUCCCGGGCCAAUUCCCCUCCGCCUCCUUCGUUGAUCGACAGCAGCCAUGCCCUGAACAAGAAGGCCAGAGAGUUGGGUCGUCAAGGCAUCACACAGCCACAGAGCCUGGUCAGAAGCGAAAGUCACGACCGAGUUUUUGCCCAGGCCGACUGGAAGGUCGUCAGCGCCGAUCAGGGUAACGGUGGGUUGCGCAACGCCGCCGAGGCAGCUGCCAGAGAUGGCAAGCUUGGAGACUACACCUGGGUUGGAACUCUGGGCAUGCCCGUGGACGCCCUCAUGGGCACUCAACAGCUCCAAGACAUCGAGGACAAACUUGCCACUGAGCAUGACAUGCUGAGCGUGUUGUGUUCCGACAAGGACUUCGACGCUCAUUAUUCCCACUUCUGCAAGCAGAUCUUGUGGCCUGUUUUCCACUACCAGAUCCCAGACAACCCCAAGAGCAAGGCGUACGAGGAUCACUCGUGGAAGUACUACGUGAAAGUCAACCAGGCGUUCGCCGACAAGAUAGUUAAGAACUGGAAGAAGGGUGACACGGUCUGGAUCCACGAUUACCACCUCCUCCUGGUGCCCGGAAUGAUCAGGAAGAAGAUUCCCGAUGCCAAGAUUGGCUUUUUCCUUCACGUCGCCUUCCCUUCCUCCGAGGUCUUCAGGUGUUUGGCCGUCCGCAAGGAGCUCCUCGAAGGCAUGCUCGGCGCGAACCUCAUCGGCUUCCAGAUCAAAGAGUACGCCAGACAUUUCCUGCAGACCUGCAGCCGGAUUCUGAGCGUCGAAGCCACCCCGGAUGGUCUUCAGCUCGAGGACCGUUUUGUCGACGUCAUCAACUGCCCGAUCGGUAUUGACCCUGUUAGUCUCAGCAAGCACCGUGAAGAGAGCGAGGUUAAGCGUUGGCUCGACAUAAUGCGUGAGCGCUACGCGGGCAAGAAGCUCAUUGUGGCACGGGACAAGCUCGACCACGUCCGCGGCGUGCGUCAGAAGCUGCUCUCCUUCGAGAUGUUUCUUAAUAUGAACCCUGAGUGGAGAGACAAGGUCGUUCUGAUUCAAGUUGCCCUUUCAACCAGCGAGAAGAGCGAAUUGGACGCGACUGUUAGUGAUAUUGUCACUCGCGUCAACUCUUCGUGGGCCAACUUGGCCUAUCAGCCUGUCGUCUAUCUCAAGCAGGACAUCGACUAUCCCCAGUAUCUUGCACUGUUGAGCAUCGCUGAUGCUCUCAUGAUCACCAGCCAGCGUGAAGGCAUGAACCUCACAUCCCACGAAUACCUUUUCUGCCAGGACGGCAAGUUUAGCGAGAAGAAGCACGGCUCAUUGAUCCUCUCCGAGUUUACGGGUACUUCCUCGUUGUUUAAUGGAAACGAGUUGUCUGUGAACCCUUGGGACUACAGGGCCUGUGCAGAUGCCAUCAAGAAGGCCCUCGAGAUGGAGGGCGAGGAGAGGGAGCGCCGCUGGAAGAGCCUGUACAACGCCGUCAAUGUUCACACCGGCUCGCACUGGUUCUCUGAGUUUAUGCUCCGCCUGGAUAAGGUCUACGAGGAGCAACAGAGCCGCGACCAGACCGCAGUACCUCGCCUCUCGAUGACCACGUUGUUGCAACAAUACAAGCGCACCGAACGCCGCCUCUUCAUCCUUGACUUCGAGGGAACCCUUGUCAGCUGGGGACCAGUCAACCAAAUCAUUCCGGUCAGCCCUCAACGCACCCUCGACGUUCUGAACGAUCUUCUUCUCGAUGAGCGUAACACUAUUUAUGUUAUGUCUGGUAGACGUCCGGAGGAGCUUGACCGGAUUUUCCGCCGCGUUCCGAACCUCGGCCUGAUCGCCGAAAGCGGAUGCUACCUCAAGGAUUGCGGAAGCGACACCUGGACCGAAAUGGCCGAUGCCAACAAGGUCCGCUCUUGGAAGAGUUCACUCCAGGACAUUAUGACCUACUACUUGGAGCGCACGCCGGGAGCGGCGAUCGAGGAACGUCGUUGCUCCUUGGUGUUCCACUACAAGUCUGCGGACGAUUACGACAUGGCUGCUACCCAGGCUUCCGACCUUGCUAGUCACAUCAACGACGCCUGCGAAGAGCAACGUGUGCACGCUAUUCCCAUGGACGGUUGUGUGCUUGUUGAGCCCAUAGAUUGGACCAAGAGCACUGCGGCUGAGAGGAUCUUCAGUGAUUUGCAAAAGCGAAUGGGACCCGAUGAGAAGCACAAAUCGCCGGUCGACUUCCUCAUGGUUGUUGGCGACGGUCGUGACGAUGAGAAGGUCUUCAAGUGGGCCAACCAGAUGGCUACGGACGAAACAGUCAAGGUACAGGAGGUGGUGACUGUCAGCCUUGGCAAUAGAGCCACUGAGGCUAAGGCAACGUUGACCCAGGGCGUUAAUGGCGUCCUGACGGCUCUCCAGAAGCUGUCCCAAGUCGUGUAA
Sordaria macrospora k-hell is the source of this 2736-nucleotide messenger RNA. RefSeq lists its product as uncharacterized. Gene Ontology annotation, molecular function: trehalose-phosphatase activity. The record is from RefSeq and is a predicted model, not a curated record. Gene Ontology annotation, biological process: trehalose biosynthetic process. Gene Ontology annotation, cellular component: alpha,alpha-trehalose-phosphate synthase complex (UDP-forming); cytosol. NCBI's taxonomy places the organism in Eukaryota, Fungi, Ascomycota, Sordariomycetes, Sordariales, Sordariaceae.